Symbiodinium natans is the source of this 1215-nucleotide messenger RNA. NCBI's taxonomy places the organism in Eukaryota, Dinophyceae, Suessiales, Symbiodiniaceae. The record is from the annotation of a GenBank genome assembly.
AUGGAUCGCGUGGUCGCGCGAUGCCUUCAGGUGGCCAGCCGCUGUGGUGCCCCACAGCCCUUUCUCGACUCCCUCUCCGGCAACGCCGGCGAGCUGGGUGCCGAAUGGGAGAGGCGUCGGGCCAGCGGCUACUGGGAGAUCCUGGAGGGGAGGCUGGAGAAAACGGAGGACGGAACCUUCGUCACUUGCAAGGACGUGCGGGCCGGCGAGCCGAUCCUCUUCGAGGCGGCCGUUGCAGCGGCCUCUGCAGGGCCUGACGCAUGCGCAGCCCUUGCCAGGCAAUGCCGUGCGUCGCCAACUGUGCUGGAGAAGGUGCUGCAGCUGCCCCGGGCUCGCUUCACGGGGGAGACUGGUGAAUUGGAAGCCGCCCUCGCCUGUAACGCUCGGGAGUGCAGCCGCGAGCCGGGGUUUGUGGCGUUGUUCCUUGCAUGCUCCGGCAUUCCGCACUCUUGCUGCCCCAAUGCUAUCAUCGACUCGACGCAGACGCACGCAGUUCUCCGGGCUUUGGAUGACAUGGCUGCCGGGACGCAGGUCUCGGUGUCCUACGUGUCUGUCAGCCUGAACCGCCAAGCCAGACAGUCGCAGCUGGGACAAGGUUUCUCUUGCAAGUGCGCGCGGUGCGUCUCCGAAGAGUCCACCGAUCCUCAGUUCGCCGUGGCGUGCAGCUCCUGCAAGGAACCCAGCUUCUCCAUCGUCCGAGAGGAGCAGAAGCAGCGCUGCGCCUGUGGGGCGAAGUUCCUCGUGGCCGAGGCCCUGCGGCACGUGCAAGAGGCCCGCAAGGCGAAUGCAUUCAUGGCCCAGGCAGAGAGCGCCCGUGGGGAUGCGGUAAAGAAGGCGAUGGCCUUGGAGAUGAGGCUCCGUACAGCGACGACGUCGGCCAAUCCGGCGCCCCCGCGGCAUCCGCAGAUUCUUCAGCUCGCCAACAACGUGGCGAAUUGCUACUUCUACGCGGCCCAGACACCAGGAAGCAACCAAGCAGCUUGCUGGGCUGGCUUCUGGACCUACAAGCAUCAGUUCAUGGAGGGCCUCGAGGCCAACCAUGGGGAGACCAAGCAGCGCGAUGUUCACUACAUCCUUAGCCUGCGCCGGAUGCUCUCGGCGCGGUUUUCCAACGCCGAGGACAGGGAGAAGUGCCAAAAGAAGUUCCAGCACUUGUGCUGGAUACAUUUCGGGGAGCCCGAUGUCCCUCAGAGCCUCCGCGACCUUCGACGAUGA